AUGGGACAUAGACAUCAGUUCAGCACAUCUCAUGUUUUUGAGGGUGAAAAUGAUCAGAAUUGGAAUCAUAUGAACACGGAGCAACCUUUUGGGCAUUUGGCAGCCAGGGCUGGCACUGGAGAGAACGGUUCUUUCUUAUAUCCUGUGGAAAAUAUGUUUAUAGACGGGAUGCCUUUUGCGUCAAAUUGGAAUCCAGCUCUGAGUUAUGACCGGAGGGCAUUCCAUGGUGUUGAGGGUGGUUUUGUCGAUCUCACAAUGAGCAAUGGAAGAGGGCCUCACAAGCGAAAAAGCCCAGGGAUCCCUCCAGUAUCUGAGAGAGGCAGCACAAGCAGAUACUAUAGUGCUGGAAGUAGUUCCUCUGAGCUCCCUAGAUCUUCAGAAUUACAGCAGGAGAAAGUAAACAUGGAUACCCCAUACAUGCCUUGGGAUCACAUGUCUAUGAUGCCCAGUUAUAGAGGGAAUGGACUCUCAAUUAGGGGUGAGGGAUCCAUGCGAAAUGUGAGAAGCCGGUCUGAACAUGAUUUGGAGUCCAACUUAGCUAGGACACAUUUGUCGAGCAAUCCUUUACAUAGUUCUUAUUCUACAAAUCUACCCCCAAUUGACCAUUCUAGUACGAUGGAUCUUUCUGGCCAGGGUUCUAUUGGUUUGACCCAUGAGUGGAAUCAUAUUAACGUGUCUCCUUCUCAUGGAAGGAUUAUAACUCCAGAUGCAAGUGGUUUCAGUCAUGAUCCCAACCACUUCCUUGUAGGAAGCAGUGUGGGUAAUGCUUCUGUGGAAACAGGGUUAUACCAUCAUGAUUUCAUGUCAAGCAGAGCCACUGCUGUUCCUCAAAGUUAUCCUGGUGCCUUACCGCAAUCUGUAAGGGGAGUUCGUAGUAGCUAUUCUCAAAGAUCUGCCCCAACCUUCAGGGCUUCUUCAAGCAACUUGCGAGUGGGACAUGCACCACAUUCAGAAGAAGGAUUGCAGUUGGCGUCUGAAAGUUAUCCUAGACAUCCUAGGCCAGUGGCCACAGUUGGGUGGCGUAACAGUGAUAGGAGUGGCAGGUCGAGGAUGUCUAAUGAAAGAUUUCGGGUCGCUGAAGAGACUGGUCUCCAGGAUCGGUUUUCGUCUGAGGGUUUUAUGAUUGUGGAUCGCCCAGCCUUGUAUGGGUCCAGAAAUAUGUUUGAUCAUCAUAGAGACAUGAGGCUGGACAUAGACAACAUGAGUUACGAGGAACUCCUAGCACUGGGUGAAAGGAUUGGGAAUGUCAGCACAGGCGUGUCUGAAGAUUUGAUACCAAAGUGUUUGACAGAAACGAUCUAUUGUUCAUCAGAUCAAAUCCAAGAGGAAGGCACAUGUGUGAUCUGCCUGGAAGAGUACAAGGACAGGGAUGAUGUCGGGGCAUUGAAAACUUGCGGCCAUGAUUACCAUGUGAGCUGCAUCAAAAAGUGGCUGUCAAUGAAAAACUCUUGUCCAAUCUGCAAAGGUUGUGCUCUCCCUGAUAAUAUGAAGUAG
Prunus armeniaca (apricot) is the source of this 1494-nucleotide messenger RNA. NCBI's taxonomy places the organism in Eukaryota, Viridiplantae, Streptophyta, Magnoliopsida, Rosales, Rosaceae. The record is from the annotation of a GenBank genome assembly.